Messenger RNA from Vitis riparia (riverbank grape), 2865 nucleotides. RefSeq names its product casein kinase 1-like protein HD16. NCBI's taxonomy places the organism in Eukaryota, Viridiplantae, Streptophyta, Magnoliopsida, Vitales, Vitaceae. The transcript has 17 exons. The coding region runs from base 359 to 2485 and encodes 708 amino acids. Gene Ontology annotation, biological process: endocytosis; peptidyl-serine phosphorylation; signal transduction. The record is from RefSeq and is a predicted model, not a curated record. Gene Ontology annotation, cellular component: nucleus; cytoplasm. Gene Ontology annotation, molecular function: protein serine/threonine kinase activity; ATP binding.
GACAGCACGGAUAUCAUCAGACACAUUUUUAAAACACAAACGAAAAAAAAAACACUUUCCCAAAUUUUCUCACAUAAAAAUCGGAUUCGGACCAACCAAACCCUAGACAGCUCCAUUAUCCUCAACUUUAUCACAGGUUUCAGCUCCAGAUUUUCAAAUAUUGUAAAAUAAUGUAAAAAUGAUACAGUCUCAAGGAUCCGAGCAUGAUCGCUACAUCGCUGGGUUCUCAGCAGCGUGAAUGCGUCGAUCUCAUCAAAUUUGGGCUCCGAUCCUUGUGGAUUCGAAGUUUCACAGGCUCGAUCUAAGAACUGAAGGCGUAUUAGGGGAAUGAUUGGGAUGUGAGUUGCAUGGGUUGAGGAUGCCAGAGUUGCGAAGUGGACCGCGGAGAUCAAAGCGGCUUGAUGAUCUUCAACCUUCGCCACAACCAGGGGAUCAAGCAGAAAAUUGGCUUCUGCCUGCUCAAAACAGACCCAGGAGGAGAGUUGGUGGUGGAAGAGGAAGGGGCUGUAAUGCUACGCCUCUAGCAAAAGGGCCUUCAGCAGCGAUAGCCACAAGGCCAGCGGCUGCCGGUAGAGGCAGGGGCAUUAGAUUGAUAGACUUAGAUCCAGAGCCUCCUUGUGAGGUUCAUCCAGAAGCUGGUGCUUUAGGUGUUGCAGAGCCUGCUUUUAAUCGAGUAGACGCCGUGGCAGAUAAAGAAAUUGCAAUGGAAGGUGGAAGUGCAGAGAAAAUUAUUGGAGCCGAGGAAGAAGCAAGCACCACUCCUGUCCCAGAGAGGGUACAAGUGGGUAAUUCUCCUAUAUACAAGAUAGAAAGGAAGUUAGGUAAGGGUGGUUUUGGUCAAGUGUAUGUUGGCAGAAGGGUAAGUGGUGGCACUGAAAGAACGGGACCUGAUGCGCUUGAGGUAGCAUUGAAGUUUGAGCACCGGAAUAGCAAAGGAUGCAAUUAUGGCCCUCCUUACGAGUGGCAAGUCUACAACACUCUAAAUGGUUGUUAUGGGAUUCCCUGGGUUCACUACAAGGGUCGCCAAGGAGAUUACUACAUUCUGGUCAUGGACAUGUUGGGGCCAAGUCUUUGGGAUCUUUGGAAUUCUGUAGGCCAGACGAUGUCACCAAAUAUGGUGGCUUGCAUUGCAGUAGAGGCAAUAUCAAUUCUCGAGAAGCUUCACAUGAAGGGGUUUGUGCAUGGAGAUGUGAAGCCAGAGAACUUUUUACUUGGUCAACCUGGAACUGCUGAUGAGAAGAAGCUAUUUCUUAUUGAUCUUGGUUUGGCCUCUAAAUGGAAAGACACCACAUCUGGUCAACAUGUUGAUUAUGAUCAGAGGCCUGACAUAUUCAGGGGAACAAUACGGUAUGCAAGUGUGCAUGCACAUUUAGGACGGACAGGAAGUAGAAGGGAUGAUCUCGAGUCACUAGCUUACACAUUAAUAUUUCUCAUUAAAGGAAGAUUACCAUGGCAGGGCUAUCAGGGAGACAACAAGAGUUUCCUUGUUUGUAAGAAAAAGAUGGCUACUUCACCAGAGUUGAUGUGUUGCUUUUGUCCUGCUCCAUUCAAACAGUUCCUUGAAGCUGUUACUAAUAUGAAAUUUGACGAGGAGCCAAAUUAUCCCAAGCUGAUAUCUCUUUUUGAGAACCUAAUUGAACCUGUACAAACGAGACCGAUUAGAAUUGAUGGAGCUCUUAAGGUUGGGCAAAAGCGGGGAAGAUUGCUCAUAAAUUUGGAAGAAGAUGAGCAGCCAAAGAAGAAAGUACGAUUAGGUAGCCCUGCGACCCAGUGGAUAUCAGUUUACAAUGCGCGUCGUCCCAUGAAGCAGAGAUAUCACUACAAUGUAGCAGACUCAAGGCUGCCUCAGCACGUAGAGAAGGGUAAUGAAGAUGGGUUACAUAUAAGCUGUGUGGCCUCUUCAUCAAAUCUUUGGGCCCUUAUUAUGGAUGCGGGAACAGGUUAUAGUUCCCAGGUCUAUGAACUAUCAGCUGUCUUCCUGCAUAAGGAUUGGAUUAUGGAACAGUGGGAAAAGAAUUACUACAUCAGCUCAAUAGCAGGGGCUGCUAAUGGGAGUUCUUUGGUUGUCAUGUCUAAAGGAACUCCUUAUACCCAGCAGUCAUACAAAGUGAGUGAAUCCUUUCCCUUUAAAUGGAUUAAUAAGAAGUGGAAAGAAGGUUUCCAUGUCACAUCUAUGACUACUGCUGGAAGUCGCUGGGGGGUGGUAAUGUCCAGGAACUCUGGAUAUACUGAUCAGGUUGUGGAGCUUGAUUUUCUGUAUCCAAGUGAAGGAAUACACCGGAGAUGGGAGUGUGGUUACCGGAUUACAUCUAUGGCUGCAACUAAUGACCAAGCAGCUUUCAUACUGAGCAUACCAAAACGUAAAAUGAUGGACGAAACUCAAGAAACCCUUCGUACCUCUGCCUUCCCAAGCACCCAUGUAAAGGAAAAAUGGUCCAAAAAUCUCUACAUUGCAGCAAUUUGUUAUGGGCGAACUGUUUGUUAAUUUGUGGAUUGUAUAUUUUUGUGAUUUUGGUGGAGAAUAUAUGAAGUAAAUUUUGAAAGCCAGGAGGGACUCUGAAGACACUUGGUUUUGGAAUGGAGGCCCUGGAAAAGAAAAUCCAGGUUGUUGUUUACAUGUAGAAUCCUGCUCACAUGAUGACUCUGUAAAAUGGAAAAGAAAAAAUGGAAGGCAAUAGAAUCAAGAGAGUUGGAAGGGGCGUGUAGCAUGAAACAAUCGGAGCCAGUGGUGGCAAAAGGGGUUUGAUGAGAAACAUAUAUAUUUUGAUAGUAAUCUGGCAAUUGCACCCAACUAAUGUUGAACUUGAUUACUCCCAUUGUGCUUGGAAUUAUUAUUAAUGGAAAACCAGAUUUUCCAUAUUUGAA